Molecule: messenger RNA, 1260 nt
Organism: Guillardia theta CCMP2712
Lineage: Eukaryota; Cryptophyceae; Pyrenomonadales; Geminigeraceae
Exons: 21
Coding region: 1-1260 (419 amino acids)
Source: RefSeq, a predicted model, not a curated record
AUGAAUGAAGAUAGCGAUAGAGCUACCGCAAGCGAUUUGCUCGUGACCGGCGGAGUUCCGUUCCCUGUUGUCCUCGGAGCCGUUGCCAUCGUCAAGAGCGGACAAGUUGCCCACUACAGCCUUCAACGAACAGGAGAACUCACUUCAGCAGCACGUGGGCGCGUGAGAGGAGCAUGGGAGAGGGGCAGAGCCUUGAGAUCCGGAGUGCGGGCGUCGAAGUCAUUUGUACAGUCAGGGUACAGACUUUCUUCCAAGGCUGUGCAAACUGCUUACAGGCAGUGCUUGGUUGUCCUCCGCGUCGGCAGACAAUUGGGCAAGAUUUUUGUGAAGUUUGUGAUCCGAUCUUCAAAGUUUCUCUUGCGCCACCUGCAGCAUCACAUCACUAAGACGAUCCCGCGGGCCCUGAGGUCCAUGGCGCGUUAUGCCCUGACGACGAGCAAGGCGGUUCUGCGAGUUUCAUCUCUCCUCGUCGAGAACGCGUACCUUCACUCCUACUCCGUCUCGAUGGCGAUCUGGCAGUACGUGCUGAGGAUGGUAGCGACCGGCUCCUACUUGACGGUGACAAGCAUCGGAGGAGUGUCUGUGUAUGUCUUUCAAACUUCCAAGGCGUUUGCCAACGCGAGCUUGCAGCUGACUCGCUCGACGGUCGUCUUCAUAUGGCUCCUAGCACAACUGUCUCAGGGCGUCCGAGGGGCUCCGACAGCGGUCGUCUUGAACCUUGAGAAUGCUCGACAGUCCGUCAAUCCAUCGAUAGACAGCAAGGACGCCUUGCCUGUCUUCGUCUUCUCCGCAAAUCUUCUCCUUCAGGCUCAGUGGGAAGGGAUGGGAUCAUCGUAUCCUCGUUCAAGGCAGGAAGGAUGCUUCACCGAUGGGCGGACCGAGUGGUGGACGUUGUACUGCCCGACCCCCACGGGUCAAGGUCUCGUUUCUCUCGAUUCCAGUACAAUGGGCUCAGAGGAUGCCACUGUCGCCGGCACCAUCGUCAAGGUGGGGACGCGAAGUUUCACAUACACACAGAAGGGCAUCCGGUCGAUUCCAAAAGUCACAAGCGAGCUUUCUUCUCGAGCCUUCAAUCUGCUGCGUAGACACCCAGGAGCAUACGAGCAGGAGAAGGUCCGACUUCAGACUUGUCCAAAUGGCCCUCGACAGGCUCUGGAAGAGGACUCUUGCUCGCACCUCCACAUCCGAGGGAUCGAGGAGGAAGUGCAUCAAGUCCUGGAUGUCCUCGUUGACACCGUGUCGAGCAAGUUUGUAGAUUAG